This is a messenger RNA of Naegleria fowleri, 651 nucleotides long. RefSeq lists its product as uncharacterized. Lineage: Eukaryota; Heterolobosea; Eutetramitea; Acrasida; Naegleriidae. The record is from RefSeq and is a predicted model, not a curated record. Gene Ontology annotation, molecular function: calcium ion binding. Gene Ontology annotation, cellular component: lysosome; extracellular region. Gene Ontology annotation, biological process: cell-matrix adhesion. The transcript is spliced from 2 exons. The coding region runs from base 1 to 651 and encodes 216 amino acids.
AUGAAAUCAAUCAUUUGCGUUGCUCUUUUAUUGAUCGCAGCUGUAUGCUUUGUCAGUGCUGACCAACAUUGUCUUGACAAGCAAUUCACUGCUUCCAUAAUGUUGAUGGAUCCAAAGAAGCACUACGAUGACUUCCACAAAGUCUACUAUGACGCUGCUCUCCAACAACAAAGAAUUGACAUUCACGAACUUGAUCCUCAAGACAAGCACGUUCAAAUCUACUUGAAGCACAAUAUUGGUAAAAUGUAUGUCUAUGAUGAAAGCACCAGAACAUGUACCUCUCAUCCUCUCCAGGGUAAAUUGCCAGCUUUCUGUUUGGCCAACAAUGCUACCAAAGUUGAUCAAAUUACUAUUGGUGGAUCCUUGAAGGCUGACGUGUGGGAAGAAAAGGUCUUUGGAUGGAACACUCGUUUGAUUUUGGCUGCUAAUACUUAUAUUCCAAUCAAUGUCUUGACCAAGGGUGGACAUUUGGAUAAUGCGAUCUUUGAAGAAUGGGUUGAUUUCACUAACAAUGUUCCAAACCCAGCAGUUUUCAACUUGCCAACUCCAUGCUUGAAUAUGCAAGAUAACAAGAGAGGAUUCGAUGAAGUCAAUGGUAAUUUGAUUGAACAAGUCAAUAGACUCAAUGCUCCUUUCUCCAAGAAUCUUUAA